GAAGACUGGGCUUGUUCAGGUUUCAGUGCAGAGGGGUGGAGAGGAAACCUGUGUCCUUGCAGGUUUGAUUAAACAGAUGCUUAAGAGAGCAAGCUGGUGGAUCAUGGUGACUUUCGGAAGAUCUUCUUAUCUUGCCAUGCUGGUUAUGGUGGCCUUGGCUGGGCCCGUGAGCAUGGUAGAGCACGCCGAGUUCCUGAAAGCUGGGAAGGAACCCGGCCUUCAGAUCUGGAGGAUUGAGAAUUUCGACUUGGUCCCCGUGCCAAGAAACCUUUAUGGGGAUUUUUUCAUGGGAGAUGCUUAUGUGAUCCUCAACACUAUCCGGCAACGUAAUGGGAACCUGCAAUACGACCUUCAUUUUUGGCUAGGGAAUGAAUGCAGCCAAGAUGAAAGUGGAUCAGCCGCCAUUUUCACAGUACAGCUGGAUGACUACCUUGGCGGAAGGGCAAUCCAACACCGGGAAGUGCAAGGACACGAGUCAUCCACUUUCCUAGGAUACUUCAAAUCAGGACUGAAGUACAAAGCCGGUGGUGUGGCCUCUGGCUUCCGACACGUGGUGCCCAAUGAGGUGACGGUGCAGAGACUCUUGCAGGUCAAAGGCAGGCGGACAGUGCGGGCGACAGAGGUGCCUGUCACCUGGGACAGCUUCAACACGGGUGACUGCUUUAUCCUGGAUCUGGGCAGAAACAUUCACCAGUGGUGCGGCUCCAAAGCCAACCGGUUCGAAAAGCUGAAAGCUACUCAAGUCUCCAAGGGUAUCCGGGAUAACGAGAGAAACGGACGGGCCAGAGUCUAUGUUGAAGAUGAUGGUGCUGAACGCGAGGAGAUGCUCCAGGUUCUGGGACCCAAACCUAGUUUGCCAGCAGGCACAACCGAUGACACCCAAGCUGAUGUGACCAACAGAAGGCUGGCUAAACUCUACAAGGUAUCCAAUGGGGCAGGGAAUAUGGCUGUUUCCCUGGUGGCAGAUGAGAACCCUUUCUCCCAAGCAGCCCUGAUUUCCGACGAUUGCUUCAUUCUUGACCACGGCACAGAUGGCAAAAUUUUUGUCUGGAAAGGAAGAAAUGCCAAUGCCGAAGAAAGGAAAGCUGCUCUUAAAACUGCUUCUGAAUUCAUCACCAAGAUGAAUUAUCCAAGACACACACAGAUCCAAGUCCUUCCAGACGGUGGCGAGACACCUCUUUUCAAGCAAUUCUUCAAGAAUUGGUGUGACAGGGACCAGACAGAAGGGAUGGGAGUGGCCUAUGUCCCCGGCCAGGUGGCCAAAAUUGAGCAAGUUCCUUUUGAUGCAGCCACACUGCACACCUCACCAACGAUGGCAGCCCAGCAUGGCAUGGAGGACGAUGGCACUGGAGAGAAACAGAUCUGGAGAAUAGAAGGUUCUGCCAAAGUUCCUGUGGACCCUGCAUGUUAUGGCCAAUUCUACGGUGGGGACAGUUAUAUCAUCUUGUACAAUUACAGGCACGGGAGAAAGCAGGGGAAAAUCAUUUAUACUUGGCAGGGUGCAGAUUCCACCCAAGACGAAAUUACAACCUCCGCUUUUCUGACUGUCCAACUGGAUGAACAGCUGGGAGGCGUUGCAGUGCAGAAACGAGUUGUCCAGGGCAAAGAGCCACCUCACCUCAUGAGUAUGUUUGGGGGGAAACCACUGAUCGUGUACCAAGGUGGCACCUCCAGGGAAGGUGGUCAGACGAGCCCAGCACCGACACGGCUCUUCCAAGUCCGCUCCAGUACUUCCGGCGCAACCCGAGCUGUUGAGAUCAGCCCAGCUGCAAAAGAACUGAAUUCCAAUGAUGUCUUUGUCUUGAAAACUCCAUCUACGGCUUACCUCUGGGUGGGCCGGGGAGCCAGCAAUGCCGAAAAGUCAGGAGCCCAGGAGCUGUUGAAAGUUUUGGGAGUGCAGGCAGCUGAGGUUGCUGAAGGCCGAGAGUCAGGAAGUUUCUGGGAUGCCCUUGGCGGGAGAGCCCCCUACCGCACUUCCCCACGGCUGAAGGAUAAGAAGAUGGACGCUCACCCCCCUCGCCUUUUUGCCUGCUCCAACAAGAGUGGACGCUUCACUAUUGAAGAAGUACCUGGAGAGUUGACUCAAGAUGAUCUGGCAACAGAUGAUGUAAUGCUUUUAGAUACCUGGGACCAGGUCUUUGUGUGGGUUGGCAAAGAUGCUCAAGAGGAGGAGAAGACAGAGUCCCAAAGUUCAGCACGGAGGUACAUUGAGACUGACCCUGCUAACCGGGACCGGCGGACGCCAAUCACACUCAUCCGACAGGGAUUCGAGCCACCCACCUUCAGUGGCUGGUUCCUGGGCUGGGAUGACGAUUACUGGAACGUGGAUCCCUUGGAGAGGGCCAUGGCCGAGCUGGCUGCGUGAAGAAAGAAACACCUACUUCUUUAUUAUUUGAAAGGAGAAAAGUGUGCUGGCUCCAAAGAGCUGCUUCCAUCUUCUACCAGGCUAAAAAAAAAAAAAAAGUAUACAAAAUAGUUCAAGGUGAUCAGUGGCUGAGACCUGUCCAUGAACUGUAUCUUUUUCUUCCCCUGCUGCUUUGAAAAAUGGCCUUUAAUAAAGCUUGUAUAGAAUCA
This is a messenger RNA of Candoia aspera, 2574 nucleotides long. RefSeq names its product gelsolin (gene GSN). Gene Ontology annotation, molecular function: phosphatidylinositol-4,5-bisphosphate binding; actin filament binding. The coding region runs from base 77 to 2365 and encodes 762 amino acids. Gene Ontology annotation, biological process: central nervous system development; actin polymerization or depolymerization; actin filament severing. Gene Ontology annotation, cellular component: actin cytoskeleton; cytoplasm. NCBI's taxonomy places the organism in Eukaryota, Metazoa, Chordata, Lepidosauria, Squamata, Candoiidae. The transcript has 17 exons. The record is from RefSeq and is a predicted model, not a curated record.